Molecule: messenger RNA, 323 nt
Organism: Brassica oleracea var. oleracea
Lineage: Eukaryota; Viridiplantae; Streptophyta; Magnoliopsida; Brassicales; Brassicaceae
Product: gibberellin-regulated protein 10-like
Exons: 2
Coding region: 1-279 (92 amino acids)
Source: RefSeq, a predicted model, not a curated record
AUGAAGAUGAAGUUGGCUAUCGUUCAAUUCUUCAUGAUCUCUCUUCUACUCUCAUCUUCUUUGUUUAUGCUUUCAAAGGCAGAUUCAUCCCCAUGCAAUGGAAAAUGCAACGUGAGAUGUUCAAAGGCAGGGAGACAAGAUCGGUGUCUCCAGUAUUGCAAUAUAUGUUGCGAGAAGUGUGAUGAUCAUUGUGUUCCUUCAGGAACUUAUGGAAACAGAGAUGAGUGUCCUUGUUACCGCGAUAUGAAGAACUCCAAAGGCCAACCCAAAUGUCCUUGAAACAUGUCUUGAAGAUCAUCCUCUCAUAGACAUCAUAUCUUUAU